Messenger RNA from Calidris pugnax (ruff), 871 nucleotides. Its product is annotated as NEDD8-conjugating enzyme Ubc12-like. Gene Ontology annotation, cellular component: nucleus. Lineage: Eukaryota; Metazoa; Chordata; Aves; Charadriiformes; Scolopacidae. Bases 47 to 625 code for a protein of 192 amino acids. Gene Ontology annotation, biological process: protein neddylation. Gene Ontology annotation, molecular function: NEDD8 transferase activity. The transcript has 4 exons. The record is from RefSeq and is a predicted model, not a curated record.
CCCCGGCCCGCUUCCCGGCCCCCCCGCUUCUGUUGGGCCCGGCAGGAUGAUCAAGCUCUUCUCCUUGAAGCAACAGAAGAAGGAGGAGGAAUCGGCGGGCGGCACCAAGGGCACCAGCAAAAAGGCCUCGGCCGCCCAGCUCCGCAUCCAGAAAGGUGAGCGGGAGCCGGGGAAACCCCCCCCCGGCACCGGCCAGGCCUCACCGGGAGACCCCGGGCCCCGCCAGUCUCUCCCCCAGGGCUUCUACAAAGGAGGGAAAUUCGUCUUCAGUUUUAAGGUCGGCCAGGGCUACCCCCACGACCCGCCGAAGGUGAAGUGCGAGACGAUGGUUUAUCACCCCAACAUCGACCUGGAGGGCAACGUCUGCCUCAACAUCCUCAGAGAGGACUGGAAGCCCGUCCUGACGAUAAACUCCAUCAUCUACGGCCUGCAGUACCUCUUCCUGGUGAGCACCAUGGGGGGCAUGCGCCAGCGGGUUGGGGGCAACCAACGUGGCCCUGGGACACCUCCUGGUGGCCUUGGGACAUGUUCUAAGGGCCUUUGGUGGCCCUGGGACAUCUCCUGGUGGCACCUGGUGGCCUUGGGACAUGUUCUAAGGGCCUUUGGUGGCCUUGGGACACCUUGAGAUGGCACCCAGUGGUCCUGGGACAUGUUCUAGGGCCCUUUGGUGGCCUUGGGAUAUCUUCUGGGUGUGUCUGGUGGCCUUAAGAGGCACCUGGUGGCCUUGGGACACCUUCUAAGGGUCCUCAGUGAUAUUGAGAGACCACAAGGUGGCACCUGGUGGCCCUGGGACACCUCCUCGGGGCAUCUGGUGGCCUUGAGACGCCUUGUAGGGGCACCUGGUGGCCUUGGGACACCUCGAGGUGGCACC